Carassius auratus (goldfish) is the source of this 546-nucleotide messenger RNA. Its product is annotated as midasin-like. The transcript is spliced from 3 exons. The record is from RefSeq and is a predicted model, not a curated record. Bases 1 to 546 code for a protein of 181 amino acids. Lineage: Eukaryota; Metazoa; Chordata; Actinopteri; Cypriniformes; Cyprinidae.
AUGAUCCACUUAAAUACUGUAUUUUCUGUUUGCAUGAAGUUGAUUGAGACUAUCCAGAGCAUCAAGUCUGACACGCACUGCUCUGAAGAUGAUGUCAGCGGUCUCCCUCCUCAGAAGCCUCUCCAGCACUGGAUCACCAGAGCUCAGUCUUCAGUGCUGCACUGCUCUGUUGCUCUGCAGCAGCUCUCGUGGAUCCUCCAGUGCUGUCCUGAAGGUUCUUCUGCAGCCCCUGCUGAGGCCAGGGAGGGGGAGGUCAUGCAGGGUCAGGCCACACUGAGCCACCCGUCUCCCAUGCCCCCUCACAUCCAGCCACAGGCGUGUCUGCUGCGGAGAGGGGAGCAGGCUUGGAAGGAGGUGCAGCAGAAGCUGGAGAACCUAACGAAGGAAGUGAAAGACCUGAAAGAGAAGCUGGAUGGAUUGGCCCUGGAAUACACUGAAAGAGUUGUCCAUAGCUGGGAUCACUUCACACUUUGCUGUUCCUCUCUGGACCGGCUAGGCAUCGUGGUGGGUCAGAUGCCGGCUCUAGAACAACUCUUUUAUUCCUGA